Messenger RNA from Symbiodinium natans, 831 nucleotides. NCBI's taxonomy places the organism in Eukaryota, Dinophyceae, Suessiales, Symbiodiniaceae. The record is from the annotation of a GenBank genome assembly.
AUGAGUGGUCCCGGGGCAUCUUCGGUGGGUCCGCUGGGCAGAUCAUUCAGGUACCAAACCUACCACCACACCGUCUCCAACGUCUUCCUGCCCUUGCCUGCGGCGAUCAAGGUCACAAAGAAGCUCCGGGAGAUGCUCUUGCAAGUGCGGAGCUUCCAGGACACCUCACUGCUCGACAACAAGCUGGUCUUUGCGGCGUCCUUCAAUCUUGUUAAGUUCCUCUUUGUCGAUCUGUCCACCGGCGAAGUCUUUAUCUUCACGAGGAGGCCUUGGUCGCCCUUCGAGGCAGCGUCCCCUCAGGAUCCCAGGGCCGGAGACGGCCUGAUCAGGUGGUUUGAGGAGUAUGUCCGCCGACUGGAAAGCAAGUUCUACACCUUGGACUGCAUCUCGCCCCAGGAUGCGCCCCUGUCCGUCGGCAUAUCGCUUUUCCCGGCGACACAGCCCGAGAUGACGGUCCGCGUGACGCGCGGCGUCGAAGUGCGCGCCAGUGCCAUCUACAUGCCUGAGCACGACGCAGGCUGGACGUACUCCAUUGCCCUGCGACUGGUUGGCACGAAGGAAGAGCGUGGCUAUGAGCGCUGUCAGCUGGUGACACGUCACUGGGAGAUCGAGGAGGAAGGACGACCAGAGCCGGAGCUGGUGGAGGGCGAGGGCGUGAUCGGCCUUUUCCCGAUUCUUGUGGAUGGCGGCUGGAUCGUCAGCAGUGAGAGCGACCCACAUGGUCAAUACCAGACGCCGGGCCACGCAAGUGGGCUUUUCCGAUACCAGAGCUGCGCCCUGGCAGAGCCUAGGGCGAUUUACCCAGGGUGUUCAGGAGUUAUCAACUUAUAG